Molecule: messenger RNA, 582 nt
Organism: Procambarus clarkii (red swamp crayfish)
Lineage: Eukaryota; Metazoa; Arthropoda; Malacostraca; Decapoda; Cambaridae
Source: RefSeq, a predicted model, not a curated record
AUGAUUCGUGGAAGUAUUAUGAGUUCGUGCAUUAGCCUGUUCGUGUCGGGGCUUCUUGGUUAUGUGUUACGAAAACCUGGUUUCGGAAUAGCUUCCACACUCCUGUGCUUCCGUGGAACACGUGUAGACUUUCCAGAGGUUGCAGAUGGAGCACUCGUCGACUUUCCAGAGGUUGCAGAUGGAGCGCUCGUCGACUUUCCAGAGGUUGCAGAUGGAGCGCUCAUUGACUUUCCAGAGGUUGCAGAUGGAGCGCUCAUUGACUUUCCAGAGGUUGCAGAUGGAGCGCUCAUUGACUUUCCAGAGGUUGCAGAUGGAGCGCUCAUUGACUUUCCAGAGGUUGCAGAUGGAGCGCUCAUUGACUUUCCAGAGGUUCCAGAUGGAGCGCUCGUCGACUUUCCAGAGGUUCCAGAUGGAGCGCGCGUCGACUUUCCAGAGGUUGCAGAUGGAGCACUCGUCGACUUUCCAGAGGUUGCAGAUGGAGCGCUCGUCGACUUUCUAGAGGUUGCAGAUGGAGCGCUCGUCAACUUUCCAGAGGUUCCAGAUGGAGCGCUCGUCGACUUUCCAGAGGUUCAGAGGUUGUAG